Fraxinus pennsylvanica is the source of this 387-nucleotide messenger RNA. Lineage: Eukaryota; Viridiplantae; Streptophyta; Magnoliopsida; Lamiales; Oleaceae. The record is from the annotation of a GenBank genome assembly.
AUGAAUGAAGGUUUAAAGUUGGGGACAUUAGACAAUGGUCAAUAUUUGAGUGUUUAUCUCAAGGAGGUGCUACCUAGUAGCCUGCAUGAUGCAGCCAGUGAUCAAAUUCUGCCAGUUAUAGUUAUAGUCCAAGAAGGAUUUAAGGUGGAACAGAAAGGAUGCAUUUUUCGCAAUGAGGACCAUUUUUAUGUUAAUGAGUUUGGCUGGAAAUUAAACCCUAACGCUGGAAAAGCAGAUGACAAUUUUGAAUCCAAAUCGGGCGAAUCGAAGUUGCACCCCAACUCAAAGCACGCCCGGAGCUCUUCCGGAUUCGUCUUCGGCACCUUUUCCAACCUUGAAUACCUCUCGGUUUUGGGUAACGAGCUCACCGGGUAUAUUCCCCGCUAG